ACGCAUGUGCGCUUUUUACAUACGCGCGGCGUCACACAGAGAAAAUGUAUACAAAAGCGAAUGUAUUAAACACAACUUCUGUUGAAACCUUUCAGAAAUACAUGUAAUAAUUCUAUUUAAAAAAAAAGGCAGAAACAAUUAAUGAAUCAUUUCGAGCUCUUAGUUCUUAAGACGUUUUUACUAGUAAAGGGCUAACCUGCUGCUGGAAUGGCAAACGUUUUUACAAGGCGCUAUCGUCGGCCGCGCACCACAACGCUGUCGGACUUUUCGUGCACAAACGACCAGACAAAGCAGAGAGCUAUACCGAGGAUUUUCUCCCCAACACGGCGGCAGAAUCCCCAUUCGAUUGGUCUGGUUUACCAGAGUCCGUACAACAAGGAAAACCAAACCUUUGGCAUCUGGAGCCCCGACUUCAACCUCAUCCGAUCCCGUUUUCCCGAAAUGUUUAACCACAUACGAAAAACAAAUUGGACCUGUUGCCGUGGCAACAAGGAGGUGUCUCUGCCAAGAGCUCCAAGUGGUUUGCAAACCCCCGAGAUCCACUACACGUUGGAUUCUACAUCUCGACGAAGCUACGUGGAACCAGCUAGCGCCUUCCCGCAACUCAUGGAUACAAAACAGCGGACUACCCGAUUUGGUAGCACACCAUAUGCUUGCACGGUGCCCGCAAGGGGUAUAGUUCCGAAUGUUCUUCCUCCAAUCACCUGUGAUGAACCGGAAAAGGAAGACGAAAGACAGAAGCUGUAAUACUACCUACGCCGAGCUUGCAUCUCAACAAACAACACUUUGCAUUCAAACAAUUACAUCUUUUCUCUUUUAAUUAAAAAUAACGUUAUAUAGGCUACAUUUUUAUGUAAAAUAAGCUGCAAAUAACGUGUUUCACUGUGCCUUUCUAAUUUUAAAAUUGUAAUCACCCAACUAAGAGUAGGCCCGUAAGCAAAGGAAAAAUACGUACGUAAAUAAAACGGAUAUAGCGUUGUGUUGAUGCUAAAGGCUUCCAACUACACUGUAACAAUAGGGUUGAAACUGUAGCUGCCGGCUGUCGGUUGGUAGACGGCUACUCAGAUUUAACUCGAUUUUCGUGACGGUUUGUUUGCACGUUUGACAAAAUUAGGGAUAUGGCUCCAGGUAAUAUUUUGUUGUCACAUGCCGAAUAUAAACCCUGUGGAAGAACUAUUUCAUAUCACUGUAACAAGACCUUUUGAAGAUAUGCAUCCCUAGAGACCAAUGACUAAUAAGCAUUGAUGUCUUACAUUUUGUACAUUUUGAAGAAAACUUCUGUUCGAAUGUACCGGUAUGUAAUUCUACUUGAUCCAUAUUCUGAAGGUUGAUUGAUUAAACCAUACAGCAAAUAUA
Messenger RNA from Patiria miniata (bat star), 1356 nucleotides. RefSeq lists its product as uncharacterized. Bases 208 to 747 code for a protein of 179 amino acids. The transcript is spliced from 5 exons. The record is from RefSeq and is a predicted model, not a curated record. Lineage: Eukaryota; Metazoa; Echinodermata; Asteroidea; Valvatida; Asterinidae.